ACAUUUAUUUUAGCCUGCCGUUCAUACACGACGGAGAAUUAUUUUUAAAAGAAACACAAAAACGAGUUCAUUUUGAUAGUGAAAAACUUAAUAUACUGUACAUAAUUCGAGCCACGACGACAUAAUGUGACGUCAUGUUCGUGGUGACGUAAUCGGCUACGCUGUCAAACCAAGAGCGAAGUGAAUCUAGGACAAACGGUUAUCGUCUGAAGACAGGUGAGGGAAUAUAAUACAUUGAAUCUCCCAUGGCGCUGAGGACAGUGUGUCGCGUCUUGGCUCAACCUCAGAGAUUUGCAAUUCUGUCCUUCGCCCGAGCUCAGGGAACUGCAGCAUCUGUUAAAUGGGAUGCAGAGAAAGCUGAGAAGUCAAAAGCCCCUAAAGUCGAGUUCAACUGGCGUGAUGCUCUGGACUUGGAAGGCCUCCUGACCGAGGAGGAGGUCCUGAUCAGAGACUCUUUCAGAACCUACUGCCAAGAUAAACUGAUGCCUCGCAUCAUUUUAGCAAACAGAAAUGAAGUGUUCCACAGAGAAAUCGUGUCUGAGAUGGGGGAGAUGGGCGUCCUGGGUCCAACCAUUAAAGGUUAUGGCUGUGCUGGGACAAGCUACGUGGCCUAUGGUUUGAUCGCUAGAGAAGUAGAGAGUGUGGACAGCGGCUACCGUUCAGUCAUGAGUGUGCAGUCGUCGCUGGUCAUGCAUCCCAUUAAUGCCUAUGGCACUGAGGAGCAGAAGCAGAAGUACCUGCCCAAGCUGGCUCGUGGAGAGAUCCUAGGUUGUUUUGGCCUGACAGAGCCAAAUCACGGCAGUGACCCAAGCAGCAUGGAGACGAGAGCAAAGUACAACCCGUCCAGCCGCACCUACUCCCUUACUGGCUCCAAGACAUGGAUCACCAACUCCCCCGUGGCGGACAUCGCAGUGGUGUGGGCAAAAUGUGAUGACGGGAAGAUUCGCGGCUUUAUCUUAGAGCGAGGCAUGAAAGGCCUGUCCACUCCUAAGAUUGAGGGCAAGUUUUCACUGAGAGCAUCCGCCACUGGCAUGAUCCUCAUGGAUGAGGUGGAGGUUCCCGAGGAGAAUCUGCUUCCCUAUGUGUCUGGCCUAAAGGGUCCAUUUGGCUGCUUGAACAAUGCUCGUUAUGGCAUCGCUUGGGGUACACUGGGAGCUGCAGAGUUCUGUUUCCACACAGCUCGUCAGUACACACUUGACAGGAUCCAGUUUGGAGUACCACUUGCACGGAACCAGCUAAUGCAGAAAAAAAUGGCUGACAUGCUGACAGAGAUCACCCUUGGACUGCAGUCCUGUCUGCAGCUGGGAAGACUCAUCGAUGAGAAAAAAGCGGCUCCAGAAAUGAUCUCCAUGCUGAAGAGGAACAGUUGCGGUAAAGCCCUGGACAUUGCGAGACAGGCCAGAGACAUGCUGGGAGGAAACGGCAUUGCAGACGAGUACCACAUCAUCCGCCAUGUCAUGAACUUAGAGGCCGUCAACACUUAUGAAGGUACACACGACAUCCACGCAUUGAUCUUGGGUAGAGCAAUCACUGGACUACAAUCCUUCACUGUGGACAAAUGAACCCAAAUUCUAUGGCUGCUUAGAACCGACUGGAGUCUGCUGUCACAAAUGAUUAAAACGUCUGUUCUGUAAUAUGACUUUAGUCUGUUUGGACAUUAAACAAAAAAAAAAGAUAUAUUUUUGUAAUUUGAGUGACAGCUUUUGAUACUUUGUUUCAACAAAACUAAUGAAUUACCAGUUGACACUUCUACUGUCAAGGUUAAAUUUGGUGUUGGUUACUGAUGAAAGAAAAUUCAGUUCAAAUUACAAAUUUUGAAGUGCAGUUAUAUUGGAAUGGUUUUUCUUAGUCAUGACUCAAUACGAUGCUUCAGCACUUUACCGCUAUUCUUCAGAUGAUUAUGACUGCAUUGUUUGCAAUAAAAAGUAUUUAAUAGUU
Messenger RNA from Corythoichthys intestinalis (scribbled pipefish), 1938 nucleotides. RefSeq names its product glutaryl-CoA dehydrogenase b (gene gcdhb). The record is from RefSeq and is a predicted model, not a curated record. Gene Ontology annotation, cellular component: mitochondrial inner membrane. The transcript is spliced from 12 exons. Lineage: Eukaryota; Metazoa; Chordata; Actinopteri; Syngnathiformes; Syngnathidae. Gene Ontology annotation, biological process: fatty acid beta-oxidation using acyl-CoA dehydrogenase; fatty-acyl-CoA biosynthetic process. Gene Ontology annotation, molecular function: fatty-acyl-CoA binding; flavin adenine dinucleotide binding; glutaryl-CoA dehydrogenase activity. Bases 246 to 1562 code for a protein of 438 amino acids.